AUGUUCAGAUACGCCAGAAAUCAGCCCGCUGGCUUCAAAAAUGCCAUCGAGAGAGUCGCCAUCGUCGGAGCUGGCGGCACCAUUGGAUCGCACAUAACCGCUGCGCUCCUUCGAACGGGAAAACACACAGUCAAGGCUCUCACCCGCAAAGGUAGCAACAACAAACUACCCGAGGGUGUUCUGGCCGCUCCAAUUGACUACAACGACCAGGCCAGCAUUGUGGCGGCUCUCAAGGACCAGCAAUUUUUUAUCAUUACCAUGGCUCCCACGGCGCCCCGUGACACCCACAGCAAGCUAGUCCAGGCGGCCGCCAAGGCUGGGGUUCCCUAUGUCAUGCCCAACGGCUACGCCGGUGAUAUUGAGCAUACCAAAUUCGGCGAGGACACGCUGCUGGGACCUAUUGCCAAGGCAAACAGAGACGAAAUCGAGAGGCUCGGCAUGCAAUGGGUUAAUGUGUCUUGCGGAUUCUGGUAUGAUUAUAGUUUGGCAGGUGGUGAGGCGCGCUUCGGCUUCGACUUUGACAAGCGUUCCCUCACGCUUUAUGACGACGGCAACACCAAGAACUCGACAUCGACCUUGUCGCAGGUUGGACGGGCCGUGGCCAAGGUGCUGAGCCUGAAAGAGCUCCCUGAAGACGAGAACGACAAGAGUCUCACUCUUUCGCGUUUCGCCAACAACAGCGUUUAUCUUAAGAGCUUUGUAGUCAGCCAAAACGACAUGUUCGAGAGCGUGAAGAGGGUCACGGGCACCUCCGAUGCCGACUGGACCAUCAAUCAUGAGUCCACGAAGAAGCGAUACGAGGAUGGCCUGGCUCAAGUCAAGACUGGCAACAUGGCCGGUUUCAGCAAAUUGCUGUACGCAAGGGCGUUCUACCCGGAGGACCCGAGUAACCUCGCGGCCAAGGCUCAGAAUGAGCUGCUUGGGUUGCCAGAGGAGAGUCUCGACGAGGCCACUAAGGCUGGGGUAGACUUGGUCGAGGUCUUAUCACAACGUGUUGAGAGAAUGGCGUCUUAG
Molecule: messenger RNA, 1014 nt
Organism: Colletotrichum truncatum
Lineage: Eukaryota; Fungi; Ascomycota; Sordariomycetes; Glomerellales; Glomerellaceae
Molecular function (GO): oxidoreductase activity
Source: RefSeq, a predicted model, not a curated record